Messenger RNA from Iphiclides podalirius (scarce swallowtail), 2853 nucleotides. Lineage: Eukaryota; Metazoa; Arthropoda; Insecta; Lepidoptera; Papilionidae. The record is from the annotation of a GenBank genome assembly.
AUGCGGAACAAAUAUUCUCCAAGCAAACUUGAUGGUUUUAACAGGAUGAACCUACAUUGCUUUGUUUGCAAUACCAAAGCUGGAGUGACAUUUCGAAAUGCCAUCAACAUAUUUGGGGAGCAAACAACCCUACAGUCCGGGAAGAGCUUGGCGGACGUGCUCAGCGAGAUCGUCGAGAAGCGCGUCAAAGAGGAUGAAAUACAUUCGAAGGUCCUCUGCAAGAAAUGCUACAAAGUUUGCACUGAAUACGACUCGAUACAAAUCAGGAUGAGAGUGUUAAAGUCUGAUAUCCUCGGGCAGUUCAAGAAGACUCUGCCAAAGUACAAGCUCAACUACGACACGUAUAACGCGUCGUCUGCUACGGGGGAAUCCCCCGCUCCAAGCCCUCAAUCCUCCCCUAGCGAGGUAACAAUGAAACGGGUGGUGGUGCCCGCUUCGAAGCUACAACCCCUACCGCCCGAUUUCGUCAUAAAAGCGGGAACGGUGGCGCGGAGGAAGGCGACUUUAGCGUCUAAACUAGCCAAUCCGGAGAUAAGGAUACUAUCGCCGUCGACUCUCAAUCUGAAGGUCACUGUCGGCACAUCCGUGCUAACUCAGAGCAUCAAAACCACCGGUGCCCUGAACAACAAAUCUCAGAGACUGGCGCUCGUGCCCAGCGUGAGGCACGUGACGUCAUCGGUGACGUCGGCAGUCGCCGCGACCCAUUCCCCGUUGAAGAUAACCAAGCUCGAGGCGAACAGCGAUCCGGAGAACAACGAUGAGCAGCCGAUGGAGAUUGACGAAGACUGCUCUCUGGCAGUGAUCACGACCCAAGAAGAUAAGAAGUGGGUACUGCAGAAUGUUCCCGAAAAGAGAAUCGAAAUCGGCGAGGGCGACGGGAUGAAGACCGAGAACUACCUGGACGUCGGUCUACUCCCAGGAUUGGAGGCGGAAGAGCGCCAAAGUCAGCUGCUGCUCGGGAAGUUCCAGAUCCUGGACGAAGACGCAGACGAUGGGGACGACCAGACGUUCGUGAUGAACGAGAGAGACGGCUCCAUAAUCCGCGUGGUGUCCGGCCAGAAGUUGCUGUACGGCGACGCGGAGAUUUCGCUGGUGGUGCCCGAGGACGGCGACGGUGACAGUCAAGAUUCGAACGACGAGUCGCAGAUCGAGCUGCAAGUGUCCGGCGACGAGGAAACUGCCAACGCAAUCAUCGCGGCGGCGCAGGAACAAGGCGGGGCUUUCAUAAAAGUGGAGUCCGGAGAGAUGUACAGAGUGAAAUCCGUAGAGAGCAAAGCAGAACCAGAGGAAAAGAGCGAGGAUGAUGAGACAGACAUACACUCGAUCGCAUCGCAAAUGGCGGACGGGCAAUACAAGUGCUUGCUGUGCGAAAGGGACGGAGAGAAAAGCGAGGGGCUGGACGCGACGAGCCUGUCGCGCCACGUGGGCGCCUCGCACGGCGCCAGGGUCUACGCGUGCGCCCUCUGCGGGCUGCUGCUGGGUCAGAAGGGAGCCUACGUCCAACAUUUAGAAAAGCACGCGAGCAAACAGCAAGCGGACAAGAGCAAAGUGCACGAAUGCACGGUAUGCAAGAAGAAAUACAGCUCCCGGCAGCUGCUGGGCGAGCACAUGAACACGCACAGCGGCGCGAGGCCGCACCGCUGCGCCCUCUGCGGGAAGACCUUCGCCUCCAAGUACACGCACCAGUCCCACCUCAAGACGCACCUGGAUAGACCAAGGCCGUACAAGUGCGAGCAAUGCGGCAAAUCUUUCCUCACUCAGCAGAACCUCAACCAGCACGAGAAAACCCACUCGGGUGUCAAGGACUUUAUCUGCAAAGUGUGUGGCAAGGCGUUCGGCACCCAGCACAACCUGAAGGUGCACGGCGUGGUGCACUCGGGCACCAGGCCGUUCGUGUGCGGCGUCUGCGGGAAGGCGUUCGCGAGGCGCGCCGAGGUGCGCGACCACUUGCGCAUCCACACCGGCGAGCGGCCGUUCUCGUGCGAGAUCUGCGGCGCGAGCUUCACGCAGCGCUCGAACCUGCACUCGCACCGGCGCGCCACCCACCUGGACGACAAGCGCUACAAGUGCCAGCUCUGCCCCAAGCGCUUCAAGCGCCGCAGGCUUCUCGAUUACCACGUGAAGGCGUCCCACACUGGCGAAAGGCCCCUCCAGUGCGAGGUUUGCAGAGUCACCUUCGUCUAUCCGGAGCACUACAAGAAGCACCUGCGAAUACACAGCGGCGAGAAGCCGUUCGUAUGCGAGGUGUGCGGGAAGUCUUUCAAUUCGCGCGACAAUCGGAACACUCACCGCUUCGUGCACAGCGACAAGAAGCCUUACGAGUGCCUCGUCUGCGGCGCCGGUUACAUGCGCAAACAGCUGCUCUACCACCACAUGAACACCAGCGGUCACCUGGCUGAGUCUAUAGUCGUCAAUCAGCCUCGAGUCACGAAAUUAGUGGAAAAUGUGGUGACCACCUCCUCCCCGAUGGCAGAUGGGGCGUCGACAGUUACAGUCGCCGAGUCCAUAUUCCAAACACCCGAGGGACUGCAAGUCGAAACCACCGAGAAGUCUGACGAUCGGGCUAACGACGGUGGUGCGAAACUCUUCAUAGCUGACGACAAAAUCAUCAUACAGGACGGCAAAUCCCUGAACCUCGUUCAAGGAAACGGGGACGCAUCUUUGCUGACGCUACACAACAUCGAAGACGGCAAAGACAACCCGAUCGUGGAGGCCGUGACGGCAGAUCAACUCGUGGUGAAUGCACAGUCCGAGGAGGUGGGGGUCCCUCAGGGUCUGGAAAACGGGGGAAUGCUCCGUCUGGUGCAGGUUCGACUCCCCGACGGCCGAAGCGGCUGGCUCGCCGUUGACUCU